CCGACUGAUCCGCCUCCUCUCUCUGCCCUGACUUGCCUGUGUGUGUGGGGAUAUGACACGUAACUUUGUCCCUUUCAGAGACGUGACCAGGCAGCAAACCUCCACCUGGGGCAGGGAGACUUUUCUGACCCCCUGUCCACAUCCAAAAUCCGUUUUAUUCUGAAAUUUUUUGCAGCAUGGAGGCCAGAGACGCGACUGCAGGUUCGCUUGUAAGCAGUGAUGGAGAGGAACAAACUGCAAAGGAGGAUGCAGCUCCUACAAAAGAUACACCGCAGACCAAAGGCAAGUUCGAGAAGAUCUUUGGGUUCAGAAGAGAGGACCUGACGUCCUGGGACAGCCUGGUGACCCUCCUGAACCGCCCCUCUGACCCCGCAUCCCUGGGCAUCUUCCGCUGCUUGUUUGGUUUGCUGAUGGUUAUCGACAUCACUCAGGAACGUGGCCUCAGUCACCUGGACUAUAAAUUCAUGGAUGGAGCCCCUGUGUGCCGCUUCCCCCUCUUUAAUUUCUUAAAGCCGCUGCCGCUGGAUUGGAUGUAUCUGGUGUAUGUGGUGAUGUUCUUUGGCGCUUUGGGCAUCAUGCUCGGCUGUUUCUACCGUCUCUCCGGCCUCAUGUUCAUCUCGUCUUACUGGUACGUCUUCUUUUUGGAUAAAACGGCCUGGAACAAUCACUCGUACCUCUACGGCCUCAUCGGGUUUCAGCUCACACUCAUGGAGGGCAACAGAUACUGGUCAAUCGAUGGAUUGCGGAGGCCUUCAAUAAGAAAUGCUCAGGUGCCUCUGUGGAAUUACACCAUUUUGAGGACACAGAUAUUCAUUGUAUACUUCCUUGCUGGAAUCAAAAAGUUGGAUGCUGAUUGGGUGGAGGGAUACUCAAUGUCAUACCUGGCUCACCAUUGGCUCUUUGAUCCUUUCAAAGUAAUUCUCCCUGUGGAGUUAAUAAACCUGCUGGUGGUGCAUGGAGGUGGUCUUAUUCUGGAUCUGUCCGCUGGUUACCUGCUGUUUUUUGAUGCCACACGACCUUAUGGAAUUUUCUUCGUCUCCUACUUCCACUGUAUGAAUUCGCAGCUUUUCAGCAUUGGGAUGUUUUCCUACACUAUGCUCGCCACCAGUCCCAUCUUCUGCUACCCUGACUGGCCGAGGAGAUUCUUCGCACGUUUCCCAGCAUUCCUCAGUGCAGUCCUGCCAAUCACCUCUACGGACCCUCAGCCCAGCACCUCCUGUGUUUACAAUGAGAUCCAAAGCACUAGCACCGAGCGCCAGGAGACCCCGACUGUCCCAAAAGCUUCCAAAAUGAGACUAAAGCACAAGCUUGGAGCCAUUUUCACUAUUCUCUACAUUAUGGAACAGUUCUUCCUGCCUUACUCCCACUUCAUCACGCAGGGUUACAACAACUGGACCAAUGGCCUGUACGGCUACUCAUGGGACAUGAUGGUUCACUCCCGCAGCCAUCAGCAUGUUAAGAUCACCUACAAAGAUGGAAAAACUGGGGAAAUUGGUUAUCUUAACCCAGGGGUUUUCACACAAAGCCGUCGCUGGAAAGACCACGGAGACAUGCUGAAGCAGUAUGGGACGUGCCUCAAUGAGUUCCUGCCCCGCUAUAACAUCUCUGAACCAGAAAUCUACUUUGACAUCUGGGUGUCCAUCAAUGAACGCUUCCAGCAAAGGAUUUUUGAUCCUCGUGUGGACGUGGUGAAAGCCGAUUGGUCUCCUUUCCGACCGAACGCGUGGCUGAUGCCUCUCCUGGUGGACCUCUCACCUUGGAGGACUAAGUUUCAGGAGAUCGAGGGAAGUUUGGACAAUCAGACUGACAUCGUUUUUAUUGCUGAUUUCCCAGGUCUCAACUUAGAAAACUUUGUAAGUGAGGAUCUGGGCAACACCAGCAUUCAUGUGCUGCAGGGCAAAGUGAACGUGGAGGUAGUAGAGGAGAAGAAGAACUACACCCUCACACCUGGAGAGCAGAUAAAGGUACCUGCUGGGGCUUACCAUAAGGUGUACACAGUGUCAGAGGGCCCGUCCUGCUACAUGUACAUCUACGUCAACACCACAGAGACAGCACUACAGGAGAACUUCACCAAACUGUUCGAGCUUCAGGAGCGAGUCCGCAACGGGACAGAAACCGAGCCCCUCCCUCCUGAGCUGCAGCCUCUCAUCACUGCAGACGAUGAGGGGUCAGAGGUCAACUCCACAGACCCCAUCGUGCAGCUGUUCCUGAAGAGGCAGCGCCGCAUGAAGGAGGUGAAGAAGCGCAGGGAGGCCGGAGCAGUGGAGCGGCUGCAGCGCUUUGCAGUGAAGAAGUACUACACCAUCCGGAGGGGCCUCCUGAUGACAGCCAUCGCUCUGAGGAACCUGGCGGUGGGCCUCCCUCCUCUGGAACAGCUGACCAGAGAAGUGGCCUUCGCCAACAUGAAGGCGCCCCAGGCCGAGGGGAACCAGGACGAUCCGCUGAAAGAUGAAGUCGGUCAUGGAGAACUUUAAAGGCUGGGAUGGACUAACUGUUUUGAAUGGCUGGAUCACACAACAGAGGAGUUUGUGGUUUCUACCGGAAUGUUACUGGGACGUCGCUGCCCGGAAAUCAAAGCUAAUUUUAUAUGCUUCUGAAAUAUUUCUCAUUUCCGAUUAUCUCGGAUUGUAAAGCCAGUAUUUUAUUAUAGCAUUUGUUCACACAGUGGACGUUUCUUUUUUCGCUGCAGCAAAACCAAAACGCUGAUUAAUAACGGAUAACGCUGCGUCUCUGUGCUAGAUUACAUUUCCUGUUUAAUUUUGUUUAAGAAUUUUUAUAAUUGCAAUUAUGGCUGGGUGACAUGACCAACAA
Notothenia coriiceps (black rockcod) is the source of this 2811-nucleotide messenger RNA. RefSeq names its product gamma-glutamyl carboxylase (gene ggcx). The coding region runs from base 177 to 2474 and encodes 765 amino acids. Lineage: Eukaryota; Metazoa; Chordata; Actinopteri; Perciformes; Nototheniidae. Gene Ontology annotation, biological process: peptidyl-glutamic acid carboxylation. The transcript has 15 exons. The record is from RefSeq and is a predicted model, not a curated record. Gene Ontology annotation, molecular function: vitamin binding; gamma-glutamyl carboxylase activity.